Molecule: messenger RNA, 1512 nt
Organism: Clonostachys byssicola
Lineage: Eukaryota; Fungi; Ascomycota; Sordariomycetes; Hypocreales; Bionectriaceae
Source: the annotation of a GenBank genome assembly
AUGCUGCGAUUCUUUCGAGAUCAUAACCGAAGGGUUACGAAACACAUCACUUCUAGCCUGCUCCUGACCACAAUGGCCAUGGCAUUUAGUGUGUUCACUUUCGGAUUUGAGCAAGCUGUCUUCGAUACUGUUCAGGCUAUGACACCAUUCGACCGACGAUUCGGCGACUUUAUCGAAAGAGAUGGACAAUAUGGCUUCACAGCGUCCAAGCUUGCCUACCUCAAUUCAUUCCCGCUCAUCACCUACGCGAUCGGCGUUGUUGUCGCGUCUCAAAUUGGCGAGCGACUCGGUCGUAAGCCCGUGUUCAUUAGCAUGAACUUCAUCUGUAUGACUGGAGUCAUCGUCGUGCUGACAGCAAAGAGUUAUAGCCAAGUGCUUGUCGGACGUAUGACUUUAAACCUUCAUGUGGGAACCGAGGCCUGGCUGGUGCCUAUGUAUCAAGCCGAGCUUGAUUCAGCCGCAGUGCGCGGUUCAUUCGUGUCUUUAUAUGCUUUCAACCAUACCUUUGCCGGAUUUAUCUGCAGCAUUAUCACAAACUACACGACUAAUUUCGACAAUGACGCCUGUUGGAUGAUUCCUAUCGGUUGCACUACCAUAUUCCCGUCCCUUGUUUUGGCUACCUGCUGGUUGGUGCCCGAGUCCCCGCGUUGGCUGCUACGUAAAGGCAAAAUAGAAAAGGCCACGCAGAAUAUCAUCUAUCUUAAUGGUACUACCCCCGAUUACCCUGCUCAGCAAGAGGCCUCUCUGCUCCUAGAGGCUCUGCAACAAGGUCAGACGAGAGGCGACUGGUCCGAUUUGGUCAAGGGAGUCAGCCUGUACGGCUCUAUCUUCAUCAAGAGUAUCAAUGUCAUGAACGCAUUCACCGCUACCAUGAUCAAGCGAGCUCUGUUAUGCAUCGGAUGUCUGGUGGUCAUUUUUUUUGUGGACAAGACGGGUAGACGGCGCAUGUUCUUGGGUGGUUCGUUCAUCACAGUAGCCGCACUUAUGGUGAUGGGCGGUCUCGGUACAAUCGUACCGUCCACGAUGGGUAUUAAGAAGGGAAUUGUUGCCAUGGCGUUGAUCUUUCCUGCCUCAUAUAUAAAUUCCUUUGGCACCACCCUGCAAGUUUUUAAGAGCGAAGUGCCGCACGUCACUUUGAGAGACAAGUCUGUGAUGAUAUUCUGGUCUAUUGCCAACCUGUGUAACUUCGUGGCUACAUUCACUCUCCCGUAUCUUCUCCAAGCUCCAUAUGCCAACCUCGGCUCCAAGGUCGGCUUCAUUUAUGGUACUAUUGCUACCUUGGGUUUGAUCUGGGGUUAUUGCUUCCUACCUGAAAUGGCCAACAGGUCUCUCGAGGAAGUAGAUGAAAUGUUUGAAUCUAAGGUUCCUGCAUGGAGAAGUAGAGAAUGGAAGAGUACCUUUGCAGCGCGAAUCACCGAGAUUGAGAAUACGGGAACCAUACAACAAAGCACAAAACAGAUCCAGCUUGGGGCAGAGGAGAGGGUAGAGAAUGUUGGUACUAUGUCAAGGUGA